UGACGUAAUGAUUUUUUAGUGGAUUUUAUAUUAAAACACCUUUUUUAUAAGUAUUUAGCAAUUUUCAGGUUUCUUAAUUCUUACGAAGCUUUUAUGUGAUAUGAAAAUUUUAAGUUGAAAUGGGCGACGGUAUUAGGAUACCUCAAGACAAGCGUCACAGGAGCUCCAGUAGCCUUGCUGGAGUUCUGGAAGGCGUUCGUUCUGAAAAAAAAUUAGAUGUUCGGGCUUCGAUUCCAGAAGUCGAUGAUCAAUUCGCUUUAGCGGAAGCACGAUGUGAUAGUUUGCAAGAGAAAAUUGAUUUAGUAAAAGUUCUAAAACGGAAAAGGAAAUUGAAAAAGAGAAGUAUGACCACAAUAACGGAACCAGUUUCGACAAUGGCGAACGUACCGCUGAUUACAUUUCGAAGUCGGCCAAAAAAAAAAGUAUCUCAGCAGCCGGAGACUCUCCGACGGCUUGAGACAAAUGCCAGGGCAAAACCUACACGCGGGUAUGUCGAUCCUGAUGUGAUUGAACAGCAACAGAUGUUGAACAGAGUUCACGGGAGCAGGCAGACGAAUCAACAGCAGCAUAGACCGUCAAAGGUAAAGUCGAAUCGGGACGUAGAAAAUGUGGCCCAAACACGGAUGCUUUUACGUCGACCUCCGGCUGAUGGUGACAGUGAGCAAGAAAGUGUGCCCCCAGAGUUAUGCGGCGAAGAUGAGUCAUCCGACGAUAAAUCAUUCAACGAAGCAAAUACAUAUUAUUCGCAAAAAAGAGAUUACCAGAGUCGACCACAAUCCAAGCAAUUGAAGGGAAAACGAAAUAUUAAUGUACCAAAAGCGUCUGGAUCACAAACAGGUACAAGGAUAAGUGAAACAGAGCGGAGGCAAGUCGUGGAGUUGUUUAAAAAUAACGAAGCGCGCAGUCCGCGACAACUGAACAUAAAUAUUGCAAAGGAGAUGAACAAAGUAAAAGACAACGACGCUCUAUAUAAUCACGAAGCGGAGAAUAGACCAAUGGAAAACGUGCCAAUAACAAAUGUCAAGAAACCAAAGGUUAAUAAAAACGUAAAGUACCGCAACCGACACUACGAGUUACCGACGGUGUCAUCAAAAAUGAAGCGAGUAGUUAUUCACUCCUACAACGACAACUUGGCCCAUGCUGCCAUACCUUUCGUCGUCAGCAAGAGUUCCGCACCUUCUCACAACGUUGGCGUUAAUCUUCAGCAGAUUUUAAACGGGCUCAGAGUACAACAGCCGAUAUCGAAAAUACCCCUUACCAUCGCUCACCACAUGGGCCUACGUCACGUUCCCAUGGGCGGAUCUAAAAGCGCCAUCACGUCCCCGACGUUACAGAGCAGUGAAAUGAAUGUUAUCAAGCUCGGACAGAGGUUACUUCAUCUACCAUCGUUCAAGACCAUGUCCUACAGCCGGUUACUGUCGCUCUACCGUGCAGGGAACAGCCUCGUGUCCAGGUUCCUGUGUGCCAACGGACGGCCACAUUACUUCUACACGUCUAUGUGCGACAGCCUUACGACAAAUCAAGAAGAAGUCGUCGCAGCAAAGUCGAAAAGGCGAAGCAGGAGUCAAGGGGAGAAACAGAAUCUAAUUGAAUACGUGGCCCUGUUCAGGGAGUAUGAGCAGGUCGAGAAACGUCUUAAUGAGAACUAUAAUCCUGACCUUGAAAAACAUAAGGAGACCUUGGAAAAGCAACUUACUAAACGCGAAAAGUAUAUUCGAGAGAUAGUUCGAGAUACGGGGGAAGAUCUAAAUGUUGAAGAAUUCAGGGCUACUAUUGCGAAGGAGGAUUAUCAACAUUUAAAGUACGAUUUACUAUCAACACAAACACAAUAACAAAUUAUUUAUUAUGAAUAUGAGAAAUUGUAUGUUAUAUAAAUUAUUAAUUUUGAAUAUUAUUCAUUGAAAAAUAUAUUAAUUACUUUAAUAUCUGACUUGUAAUAAAUGGGACAACUUGUUUUACAUUAGUGAUAUACAAUAUUUCGUUGAUUAAAACAUAGCAGUGAGCUAUAUAUACUUACAAGUUGUUUCUAGUCUUAUGAUAUAUUUUAAUUAUUUAUUAUAUAAAUUGCAAUGAAAUGAAAAAAAAAAAAACAAACGAUAUCUUAUUUAGAUUUUUUUAUAUAGGCGUUUUUGCAAUAUGUAACAAUAAAAAAUAGUACUAUUAG
Molecule: messenger RNA, 2164 nt
Organism: Nymphalis io (European peacock)
Lineage: Eukaryota; Metazoa; Arthropoda; Insecta; Lepidoptera; Nymphalidae
Exons: 16
Coding region: 120-1832 (570 amino acids)
Source: RefSeq, a predicted model, not a curated record